Messenger RNA from Lagopus leucura (white-tailed ptarmigan), 2334 nucleotides. It is a transcript of the gene NICOL1, whose product is annotated as chromosome unknown C4orf48 homolog. The record is from RefSeq and is a predicted model, not a curated record. Lineage: Eukaryota; Metazoa; Chordata; Aves; Galliformes; Phasianidae. The transcript has 4 exons. Bases 880 to 1248 code for a protein of 122 amino acids.
UUCUGUCCCCCUCUUUAAGCUCAUGUAUGAAGAGUGUGAUAUGGCCCACAGGACCAAAAUGAAUGUAUGUGCUAAAAACACAUAUGCCACAGUAAAUGGAAGUGUAAGGUUUGGAUUUUGUGCCAGAAUUUCCAUUUGGUGUUAUUUAAAACUGCAGAUCAAGGCUAGACUAUGUGACCUGCCCUAGAUGAGUAUACAGUCAAACUGUACAAUGUUGUUCCAUUACAUCCUGGUUCUUGUGGAGCUGCUCAUUUAGCAGGCAUCUGAAGCCUGUGAAAAGACCGACAGUGUUAAACUGGGCCAUCUCACACAGUCUCACCCCAGGCACCCAAUUCCAGAGCUUGGACUGGCAGUCUUGUCUUCUUACAAUGCCAGUGGAGACAUUUUGGUGGACACACAUGCCUUGAAUCACCUUAUGAAGACUUCAGUGACUGAGAACAACAUUUGGACCUUCUACAUAAGGCAGCUUGAGACACCGCCAGCAGUCACUGCAUCUUUUUUCUACCAAGCAAACUUCUGAGUUUCCUUCUUAUUUGUAAUCUCUGGGAACAAAAUCUCACUUUAAGCAACUUACAGUUAAAGCAAAGGAUGGGAGCUGCAUGGUUCAGCACAGUCCCUUCAAGAAUAAAAGCAGCCAACCCAAACAUUGCCCAAGAGUCUCUGAUGUGGACGGCAGCAUCUGGUGUCCACUGAGGAGAGGAGGUGGCCUUGGAAGGGGUGGAGGCAGAAGAGAACAGCAGUGACCAUCCACAGCAUUGUGGUCCCUUUAAAUCUUCUCCACUUAGCAGCUCCAAUUUUUCUGUGUUGCUAUAGCAAAUCUCCAUGGCAAUGACCCUAAUCGGGGAAGGGGGGAUGCAGGGGGACGCAUGCUCAGAGUGAAUGCUGGAGUCUCGCCUGCUUGUUUCAGCCGCUCCACGGGUGAAGAGAAAGCUCAGGCUGGGAAGAGAGCUUGAAUUACUGACGCGAGCGAUGGCGCUGCCGUCUGCCUGGAGUGCGAUGCGCGUGGUGAUCCCGCUCAUCUCGGUGCUGGGCCUGCUAAGCGUGAGGCUUGUGGGGGCCAGCCAGGACUCGGGGAGUGUCAUUCCUGCCGAAAGCCGUCCCUGCGUUGACUGCCAUGCGUUUGAGUUCAUGCAGAGGGCGUUGCAGGAUUUAAAGAAGAUGGCGUAUAACCUAGACACACGGACAGAAACACUCCUCCUGAAAGCAGAGAAGAGAGGCCUGUGUGACUGCUUUCCUGCAAUGCACUGAAAUGAGUGCUGGGAUUAGGCCAAUGGACAUGUAUUAUGUAUUCAUUUUUAAAACACUGCUGAAUAAAUUACAGGAAGAUAUGGAGUGCUGCACAGCAAGAAAACAAUUUUUAUCCAAACAGGUACAGCCCAGCUAGGUAAUUUUUCCUUUGAUGUGCUUUAUCAGUACUGUAUGUGAUAUUGCAUCUGCUGAAAUGUCAAAAGAAGAAGCAGUGUUAGUGGCUCAUUCCUGGGAUUUGUGUAGGGACAGCAUCUCUCUUUCCUGCUAUCUCAAGCCAAAAAUUGUCCUUAGGCUCUCAGGCCAACCCCUCAGCUUAUGUAAAUUGCCACAGAUCUGUCAAAGUGUAAGUGGAGUCAAAUUCUUUUAAAUAUUUAUGUUACAAGUGUGUCCCUAAAAAGAAAAUGAAGCUGCUUUGCAGUGAUGCUUCACUGUAAAUUUGCAAACAAGCAGUCGUGAUUUUGUAUAGAAAUUAGUAGUUGUCACUGCCUGCCUGGCAGCACACAGAAAGUAUUUGUUCCCAAUUGUAUCAAUAAUCCAGUGCACAGCAAACAGUAAUCUGUACCCAGCGUUUGUUUCUUCAGAGCCACACAGUAGCUGUGAUCUUUUUGGAGGGAUUUAUUAAGUAUCUAAUGCGAUCGCUAACGUUUAUAAUCACAUGAAUGCUGCCUGGCAAUAGAACUGAUUGUGUCUGCCAAAAUCUUCUGGAGAAGUGUCUUUCAUUAAGCAAAUCACAGCCUGGGCUGAGCCACGCUCACUGGCCGCUCCAGCAGGUUUGGCAGAACGCCGGCACAACGCCCGCGCAGCCAGGAGCCUCCUGCAAAUUCUGUGUUUCAAAUAUUUGGGUUCCAGCAAAAUGGUCCACAGCUCUUGCAUGGACUCACGCGGGGAGGAAUUUCGCUCCACAGUGAUGGGUUACAGCACUGAUGCUAUUAAUAUUCCCUCUGCAGUCAGUGGGAAAUGGGAGGACACAAUGGUUCAGGCAGUGUAGCAGUAGGAGACAAGAUUGCACCUUGUUACACUUUGAAAAACAGUGGCACGUCCUUUCCCCUUGUUUUCCUUUUUUUUUUUCUUCCUUUUUUUGGGGUG